AUGCAAGGCCGGUUUCUCACAGCUGCGGAAAGACUUGAUAAGCCUUCUCGCCGUCACCGCAAUCUUUCUACGACUGAAGACGAAAUGCGUUAUUUCAUCUAUUAUCCACCAACAAAAUCUAUUCGACAGAUUGACGUUAUUGACACUGUUCGUGUUCAAGAUAUCAUCAAACAAGUUAAGCAUGAAUUUCACUUAACGUCGCAAGGCUCUGGACAAUCUGAAACAUCGAUAGUUCUCAACUAUAAUGGUAGUGAUUUAAAACCAAAAUGGACUGUAGGUGAUUUAGGAAUACCUUCAGGUGCAAUUAUUCGGUGUCUUUAUCGCGAGAAAAAAGCAGCUGAUCUUUAUGUCUACUGCGCAUUUAAUCGACAAAUAGUAAAACUUUUCGAUUCAACAAUCACAUUGGAGACAACGAUUGGCACGAUUCGAAAGAAAUUAUCCGAUACACUUGGCCUACCACUGAGUACAUUUUGCUUGGAAAAUCGAGAUGGCCGUGUGCGAUAUUAUGAUCAUAUGAAAUUGAUUAAUUACGAUAUUAAAUUAAACGGACGGAUCUGUCAUAUGGACUUAGCCAUUAGUUCAAUGCAAAUGGGUGGUCGUAACGAUCGUUCCGUCGGUGAACAUCCCAGUCGUCAAUGGAGUUCAGUGUUUACUGAAAAGUCUUUACCGGAAAUUGAAAAGUGUCCCUUCCACAUUGCCAUCGAACAGGCUCAAAUGAAAAUUGUUGAUUUAUUCGUUCGUCAUAAUAUUCUUUGCACACAAGUUCGACAUCCGGUGAAUGGCUAUUUACCUUAUCGGUUAGCUUUAAAUCUGUCAAGCCAAGCUAAUGUCAAUCAGUUGAAAGACAAACAACAGCUUUAUAGUGAAAUCUUUUUUUAUCUCUACGAUAAACAGUUUAAUCUAAAAAUACCAUUGAAUGCAAACGGGGAACACAUACAAGCACUACUUGGAUCAUCGACAUCGGUCGGUGUAAUAACACAUUAUUCUCAGCACCAUGUACUGAUCUCGUUGAAAUUAUAUUGUAAAAUAAUAAAGUGGUAUGAAUGUGCUCGUGAAUCGGCAUGGAAGAAACACGGUGGAAAUUUUUAUUCGAAUCCACAAGCGAAACGCAUUUAUCCUAAAACUGGUCUGCUUGGAUAUAAAGUGUUAAUUGAUGGUUACAACAACACGUUCGACGUUGUUCACGAACAAUUUUUACAACAACAAUCAAGUGUAACUAAACAAAUUGGUGAUUCUGAUUAUGUCGAACGAUAUUUUGGCAAAGAUGAUUAUGAAAAGCAAAAGUAUUUGAGGAUGAAAACAUAUAUGAAACAAUGUGGUCUAGAUGAUAGACAUCGUAAGGGAAAUGUGGCACCAACAUUCACUGAUCAAAGACGAUUCAUGAUGCUUAGACGACAACUGCCAUACAUAGGUAAAAUCGACCAAAAUAAGGAUACAAAAGCCUUUAACAGAACUACUACUAUGCCGACCAGUAUUCAACCAUCUCUUCCGAGUCUGACAUCAUCAGCGGAAUUUUUACGUCAGCAAAGUAACAACUGGCAAGUCACAAGCAGUCAACAGUUGAUAUUUUUACCCACAACAUCAAAUGAAUCUGUAUCACAAGAACUAUCAGGUAGUGAAAUCAAACACUUAGCAACAGAAAAGUCAAUGGAAAAAGGGAACACGAUCGCUACUGAUAAUAAUGAGAGAACAAGUAUAGUUAAUGUAAUAACAAUAGCUCCGUCAACAACUACUCAGUUGACAACAACGACUAUAACAUCAACGGAAUCAGCAAACGAAAAAAGAGACACCAUUCAAAGUGAGCCUCAUAAAAAAACAGUUAUGCACGAUCAUAAAGUACCAUCACUACCAUACAUAGCAUCCAGCUCACACAAGCUACAAGUAACUGCUCAAGGCAAUAAUAAUACAUCCAGUCCGUUAGCUCUUAAAAGUGACCAUGCAACGAAAACAAUGUCUGCUGCUAAUGCUUACAGUUUGGCUGCAUCUAGAGCUGCUUUAAAAGCUCAGCUGAUAUCCAAACAACGUCUGAUUACGAAUAGACAAAGGGAAACAAAAUUACUUUUGAUCACCAAUGAUCAUGUGGCAUCCAAUAUCACCACUCAAGUUAGUUUGCAUUCCAUGAAAACCCGCAGCGAUUAUCAUGAGAAUGAUGACAAUGAACAUGAUGCACUCUUAGACUCCAACAAUCACGUUCCACUGCCAGAUUAUCCUGCUGGCAUACGUCAACGUCCAAUCAAAUCUCGAGUAGAUGUAGAAGUGCAUCGUUCAACUGUUCAGCCAUACGAACGUUAUUCAAGUGCCAACACACGUGACACAGCCAUUACGUGUUUGAAAGAAGCUGCGUACUUUAAACAAAAAUCAUGGCUAAAACAAGUUAACAUAAGUAAAGAAAUGGUGAGACAUAAAGUAAAACAACGAAUUCGUCGAGCCCAUGGGAUAAUUUUCGAUCACGAGGAUGAGGAUACUGCUGAGAACAGUGAUCAACCAUCAGAAGUUCCCACGAUAAAAACAACGUGCGCAACAGUUGCAUCGGAUAAUGCGAUAAAUUCCUUAUUUGGGAAUAAAUCAUUGCCUCUAGCCACAUCGACACAGCUUACGGUUAAAAUGACAUGA
Didymodactylos carnosus is the source of this 2613-nucleotide messenger RNA. The record is from the annotation of a GenBank genome assembly. Lineage: Eukaryota; Metazoa; Rotifera; Eurotatoria; Philodinida; Philodinidae.